AUGCCAGAUCACCCAGGCAAUCAUGCCCGCUUCCUGCCUAGGAAACCACGUGGUGGGGCAGACUUUAAACCUGCAGCCAUCAAAGUGCUAUCUACAGUGUCGCAGUCAGAGGAACAAUCGAGUGAGGAGAGCUUGGGGUUGUUGUCGUCAUGGGGAAAGGGAAAAAGAAGGGCCAUGGUGGCGCCACCGGUAAUAAUAAGAAGACUUCAGAUGGACAAGGCGCUAGCGCUGGCAGUAGUAGUGACCAGCAAGCGAUCAGCGAAGACGAGUUCUUUGGACUCGAAGUGGUGGCAACCGAUAAGAACAAUUAAAAGAAGGAUGAAAAGAAAUUCUACUCGUAAGUCGAGAUUGUCUGUCAUUGGAGAGCCGAGAGCUAAUGGGCGCUUGCGUAGUGGGAACGCCAAAGAAAAUAGUCCUACAGUCCAAGUCAAAGAGACAGAAAAUGGAUUAGAGGAGUCAUUGAACUCUUCUAAAGGCACCAAUACAAGGGAGCCUGAAUUCCCUGUACGCCCUGGGUUUGGGACAAAGGGGUCGAUGGUCACAGUGCUCGCAAACCUUUUCGAAAUGAUGUUGAAAGAUACCGAAAAAGAUUUGGUCCUACAUCCAUAUAAGAUCACUGUUGUCCCACCACCAAAAGGGAAAAGAUUGGCCAGCCUGAUCAUCGAGCUCUUACUGGAUCGAGCCCCAUACAAAGACUUUCGAGACUGCAUUGUCACAGACAAACGUCAAACCCUCAUCUCGUCCAAGAAACUCCAAGAUCCUAAAGAAGAAGAGAAAUUUAUAGUUAAGAGAGGGAAGGAAAUCCAAACACAAGAACAGUGGUCCACAACUUACACCGCUAAAGUCACGGUCGAGACUGAGUUGCCACUCUCCCUUUUGAUCCAUUAUCUCAAAUCUUCCGAUAUUAACGAAGUAUUGGUCCUGGACAAGAACUUGUACCUUCACGCUCUGAACAUCUUCUUGUCUCAUUAUGCGAAACAUGAAUCGACCAUGUACACAACAGGCAACAGAUGUUACGCUCAGAAGUCUAUCUCGGACGAAAACAUGAGUAAAGGCCUUGGCGCUGGCUUGAAAGCUGUUCGUGGAUUCUUCAGUAGCGUUCGGCUGGCAACGGCGCGAAUCCUUGUGAAUGUCAACGUUAGUCACAUAGCUGUCUACAACGAAGGAUCUCUUUCCCGCUUGAUACAAGAUUUCGGUUCCGACAGCAUGUCAAAUCUUAAUACUUUCCUUUUUGGACUCAAAGUGAGGACUAUGCACUCGGACGGAAAUGACAAGAUACCAAAAAAGAGUUCAAUCUUGGGGCUUGCCUCAAAAGAUGACGGCAAUAAACUCGAUAAUCCGCCUCAAGUAUCGAAAUUUGGCGCGGGUUCGAGAGACGUAAAAUUCCACAGGGGAAAUUGCUAUGUCAGCGUAUUCGAAUACUUCCACCAGCGUGAGUAUUCCUCCGGCCUUCUUUACAAGAUACUGAUCUUUUUGGCAGAGUAUCCGGGCAGACAUAGGAAUACUGAGGACCCGGUCGUCAAUGUGGGGACUAAAGAGAAACCAACCUAUCUCCCAGCCGACGUCUGUCAAGUCGAACCGGGUCAGCCUUGCAGGAUGAAGCUCGACCCCACGCAAACACAAAAGAUGAUCGAAUUCACGGUGCGUCGACCCUGGAAGAAUGCAGAUUACAUCACUGGACCAGGUGUGAAGCAAGUCGGUCUAGAGCGGAAAGAGAAUCCUGCCCUUAAAAACUUCAACCUCAAGGUCACAAACAAGUUGAUAUUAGUACAAAGUCGUACCCUUCAGCCGCCUAAACUCAUAUACAAAAACCAGAAUCAUAGCCCUCAAGAUGGAUCAUGGAAUUUGGCUGACUUCAAAAUGAAUUCAGCAAUGCGCUUGGGAGAUUGGGCUGUCUUUUUGAUAACCAAAGCCGGCAAGACAGAUUUCACCAAGACUGAUGACUUCGUGGCUGCAUACAAAAAGUUGAUGGUAGAGAUGCGGAAAAUUGGGAUGACUAUCGAGAAGGCCCCCGGCCAAAUCAUGGCACAAGUGUCAAAAGGAAUUGAGUUACCGAAUGAUGACCAGAGGCAGAAGGUGGACAGAAAGAAUCGGGACGAUCUCGCAAGUGUCCUUAGUAAGCCAGGGUUCAAAUUCUUCUUUGUUUGCUUGCCAGACGAGGACAAGGCCAUUUACAACCAUGUCAAAAGGCUGGCCGACAUCCAUUUUGGUGUUCAUACCGUGUGUGCUGUGGCCAAGAAGUUCUGGCCGAGUGGGCCACAGUAUCAAGCGAACUUGGCGAUGAAAUUCAAUUUUAAGCUUGGCGGAAUCAAUCAACUUGUUGACAACGCAAAACUUGGUUUCAUAUCUAAGGGCUCGACAAUGGUCGUUGGCUUGGACGUAACUCAUCCAUCCCCAGGCUCCUGCGUGAACGCACCUAGCAUUGCCGCCAUCGUCGCAAGUUACGAUAUUUACCUGAGUCAGUUCCCUGGAAAGCUUGCAAUUCAGGAAAAGAGCAAAGGGGAGAUGAUAUCGGGCCUUCAAGAUCUUAUGAUAAGCCGCUUGCUACUUUGGAGAAAGAAGAACAAGAACACAUUGCCCGAAAAUAUCUUAGUCUAUCGAGAUGGAGUCUCGGAGGGCCAAUAUCAAAAGGUCCUCGACGAGGAACUUAUACUCAUGAGGAAGGCAUUCAAAGCAGAGUAUGAUAAAGGAAAUAAGAAUACGACUAAGAACGAUACUUAUCCCCGAGUCACCAUCGUCAUCGUCGGCAAACGUCACCACCUCCGCUUUUAUCCCAAGGACCUCACAGAGGCCGCCAAAAACUCCAACCUCAAACCUGGCACCGUCAUCGAUCGCGGCGUCACCGAAGCUCGUAAUUGGGAAUUCUACCUCCAGCCUCACAGUGCACUUCAGGGCACCGCGCGCACCUCGCAUUACUAUGUCAUUUACGACCAGAUCUUCCACCACCACAGGUUAUCCAAGAGUGCUCAAUAUGAAAAUCAGGCGGAUAUGCUCGAGGGCAUCACGCACGCCAUGUGCUAUCUCUUCCCGAGAGCGACGAAGGCCAUUAGUGUCUGUCCACCGGCGUACUUGGCAGAUCUGCUGUGUGAGCGUGGGAGGGUCUAUUUGGAACGGUUGUAUGAUCCGCAGCCUUGGGUGAAUCGAACGAAUGAGAGAGCUGCGGAGCAGAAGGAGAUUACGGUUCAUGAUAGGUUGAAGGAUACGUGUUUUAUCUUUGAGGUGGUGGGGUGUGAUACACACCACGGCAUGCUUCAGCAGCUGCAGCAAGUAUCCGAGACUCUGGUUAUUGACAGCGGAUGUCUUACUCGACAUGCAUCAUGGAACUGCGGAUGGAUCGAUAUCUCGGGAUGGGCCGGUAAGAUCGAGAAGGGGGGGAUAAGAGAAAGAGAGUGGCGUAAGAAAGAGCGGGAACGAAGAAGAGGAGAGUUGAAAAGAGAUGAGGGGGAUGGGAGGGAUGGAAAGGGGGAAGGGGGAAGGGACAAGAAGGACGGGGGCGGGGGAAGGACGGGGGAGGAGAAGGAGGAGGAAGGGAAGGAGGGGGAAGGGGAAGGAGAUGAUGGGAGUGGAGUGAAGGUGGGGAGAGAUAAGAAAUAG
Bacidia gigantensis is the source of this 3594-nucleotide messenger RNA. RefSeq lists its product as uncharacterized. The record is from RefSeq and is a predicted model, not a curated record. Gene Ontology annotation, molecular function: nucleic acid binding; protein binding. The transcript is spliced from 4 exons. Lineage: Eukaryota; Fungi; Ascomycota; Lecanoromycetes; Lecanorales; Ramalinaceae. Bases 1 to 3594 code for a protein of 1197 amino acids.